Messenger RNA from Rosa chinensis, 630 nucleotides. RefSeq lists its product as uncharacterized. Lineage: Eukaryota; Viridiplantae; Streptophyta; Magnoliopsida; Rosales; Rosaceae. Bases 1 to 630 code for a protein of 209 amino acids. Gene Ontology annotation, molecular function: nucleic acid binding; RNA-DNA hybrid ribonuclease activity. The transcript has a single exon. The record is from RefSeq and is a predicted model, not a curated record.
AUGGAUGCUUUGGAAAAUUGUUUGCUUCUUUAUUGGCAAAUAUGGAAAAACCGUAAUGAUGUUUUGUUCAAGGACUCGGGGUUCAGUCCGGCUUCUGUAGUGCAUGCUUUAGCCUCCUUUUAUGCUGCCUACAUGACCCAUAAUCCCCGUUCUGCUACGACUUCCAAUAGCUUAAGUGAAGUCAUUAAAUGGCACCGGCCGCCUGAAAACUUGGUCAAGCUCAACUUUGAUGGGUCUGUUUCUUCUUCUAACCUGGCUGCUGCGGGCUUUGUUAUUAGAAACUACUUUGAUGACCCCAUUGUAGCUGGUUCGAGGUCAAUUGGAUCUUCAACGGUUCCUUUGGCUGAAUGUACAACUCUAAAGGAUGGCCUGUUAGCUGCUAAGCAAUUCAACCUGGGCCAUAUUUUAGUGGAGGGUGACUCGUCCCUAAUCAUCAACUGUGUCAACCUCCAGUGUGAAGAUCCUUGGAUGUUAAAUUCUCUCCUCAAAGACAUAGCUUCUAUUGCUAAUUCCUUCGCAAACAUUGAUUUGAGCGUUUUUCAUUCCCCUAUCGCGUACCAAUCAACACGGUCAUCAAAUAUGGGAAGUAUUUACGUCCCGGUUUAUUGUACCUCGGGGAUUACGAGCUAG